UUUCAGAUCUAACCUCAAAAAUAAUUUUUCAAAUUCAAAAAUCAAAAUUUUAGCUAACGUCCGCACCUUAUUUGUACACCAUCUAACGAUGCCUGAAACUUCGCAAGAACUAAACAUAGACGUUUCCAAUGAAUUAAUCUUGACCCCAUUUACCGGAGCCUCUUUAGUAAACGAAGUGCUAAAAUGGUUACUUUUCCAAAAAUGCCAGAUUCCUUAUGGCUUUAACAGACUGAAGCAUGUAGUAGAAAAACGAAGAAAAAACCUGCAAGAGGACACUGGACCUAAAAAGCACAAUUUCAAAUAUGAAAAUCAUUUUAGGACAGUCUCAACGGCUUAUGAUAGUUUAGAUUUGAUCAUGCGAGGAAUAAAUAAGGAGUUUAGUGCCGAGAACAAUACUAUUCAGGAAGUAAUGCUAGUUUUUGGAUCCAGCACUGUUUGCCCCAAGGAAGUGUUUAGUAUUGUUAUACCAAGUUUAGCAUGGGGACAUAUGGAAAGGAAUCAUAUAAAUGGGAUUAAUAAACAUGUCCAAAAUAUUUUAAAGAAUCUCUUCCACUCUCAAACCUGGAUGGACUCAAUAGAUGCCACAAUACCUUUAACAAACACAUAUGUUUACUUAAAGAAACAAAUAUUAGUAACCAGUGACUUUACUAGUGAGCCAUUUGAAUUUUGUGAACCUCUGCAUAUUUCUUCCCAUAUAAAACAUUCUAAGUGUGUUAUCAGUUAUGUGGAGAGUAAAAGAACCAAAUGUUGUGAAUUGAAUAUUUUUGAUGAUGGUACUAUGCCUACUGAAUCACUUGUGAAACUCCAAGAACCUGAAUCGGGUGUUGAAGUGGAAAAGCAUGUAGUUUGGUGUAAGGCUAAAGAAGUAUUGAAAGGAUUUAAAGAGUGUUAUGAAAAUAAAGUUUCUGUUUGUGAAUUAUGGUAAAAAAAUUCUUUUUAAUUUCUCAUUAUUUUAUUGUAAAGAAUAAUUACAUUUUAUAUAUGUAUAUAAGGUAUAGGUACUUUUUAAAUAUUGAAAUUAUUUAGGUAAAUUUUUGACUGAAUCAGAUUAUAUUUACAGGCCCUUUUUAUAGAGAACUGAUUUACUUUUAUUAUAUAUUUCAUAAUUAUUAUACUACUGUAGGUCUCUUAAAAAAUAAAUAUACACUAUAUAA
Molecule: messenger RNA, 1154 nt
Organism: Anthonomus grandis grandis
Lineage: Eukaryota; Metazoa; Arthropoda; Insecta; Coleoptera; Curculionidae
Exons: 2
Coding region: 89-925 (278 amino acids)
Biological process (GO): regulation of exit from mitosis
Cellular component (GO): nucleus
Source: RefSeq, a predicted model, not a curated record